AUGUCAGGAGGUGGCAGCGGUCAGAGACCAUCGCGAUUGUCUCGUGUCGAUUUGGGCUGCGACGAUUCAGAACAGCCUGGUCCAAGCAACCCAAGACCACCACCCCACCACCAUCGCUCCCAAGGUCCACGCCCCCUUCGAAGCUUCCACGACCCCGAUUCGGGCUCCUCCUCCUACGCCCCUCCUCAUCCAUCUCCUCCUCAUCCAUCUCCUCCAUCUCGGCUUCCACACCGAGACUCGCAGCCACGAGUAUCGACACCGUCACCAGAACCAGACAAAGAUGUCCUCGCCUACAUCCGUGCUCAAAAGCAAGAUGCUAUCGCCGCCAUCGCUGCAGAGGAGCAGCAACUAGCAGAGCGGCUCAAACGGGAAAAGUUCCAGCAUGGCGCAGGGAAAGUCAAAUCACGCGUGCAAAAGGAACGAGAAGCAGAAGAAAGAAAGAAAAAACAGGCGGAACAAGAUGCUGCGAGAGCUUAUAACGAAUUCCUUGCUGCUAUGCAGGGCGAUGUGGCCGAUCUCGCCGUCUCUAGUCAUCGCCAAGAUGGAGAACAACGGCCUAGAAAGCCAGCAUCGGCAUUCCUCGCGGCUGGUGGGAAAGCGUAUGUCGGAUCACGAGCCAAACUAGCUCCACCACCACCCUCUGCUUCGCUCGAAGCAUCUUGGAAGAAUGCUAACAGCAAAAAGGAAACCUCACCAUCAACAAAACGAGCCAGCACAGCAUUCCGCCAAGACCAAGACCAAGACCAAGACCAAGACCAAGACAGCCCCGAAGAAACCGCUUCUCACCAAUCCACACCUCGGAUGGAAGCUACAAAACCACCACGCAAACGACAAGCAAUGACCUCCUUCCUCUCCGAACUCCAAUCUUGCCAAGCCGAACGCGAAUCUCGACUGUCCAUGCUGGCUUCGACCACCAACACCUCCAUCUCUACCCUUCUCGCACACGAGACGCUCGCCAAACCUGGUUCUCGCGAUCUCGUCUCCGACCCACUCACCACUAAUAUCUGCAUUGUCUCGCUGCCACCGAACGUCGAUGAGAGGCAGGUAGCAGAGUUUUUCCGAGAAUGGGGAGAUGUGGCGACCGUCAAGAUCAUGUGGCCUAGGGGGGAACAAGCGGGGAGGGAUAGAAUGGGCCGCUUGACCGGCUUUGUCGCGUAUAUGACUAGAGGCGAGGCGGAGAGGGGGUUCAGGGAGGCAGAUGGCGCGGUUUGGGGUGGGACUAGGUUGAAGCUGAGUUGGGGGAAGAGUAUGCCCUUGCCACAAAGGGCCAUGUAUCCCAUGCAGAGGAGGAGGGAGAUGAUGGCCGAGGAGAAAGCGGGUGAAAGCGGUGGGAAGGCAGUUGUGCCCAAGCUGGUCGUUCGGCAUCGAAGGGUGAAGAAAGAGGCCGAGAGGGAGAGAGUCAAGCGGAGAGUGGAAGAGAUCGGAGGAGAGACGCAAAGAUUGUUCAUCGAAACGCUUGCUUCGAGGGUCAAGAGUAACGGCGGGCGCAACUUUGAAGGCAUACUGCGGGAGAGGGAGAGGGAUAAUUCCAAAUUCAGCUUUCUCUUUGAUGACAAGUCACCGCUAUACCAUCACUUUCGGAUGUGCUUGGAUCCGCACUAUACCCCAUUACCCACCUCAUCACCAGAAGAGGAGCGCGAGUUCAACGAUGAAGGCAGCGACGAACUCUAUUCCACCGAUUCCGGGGAAGAAUCUGAAUCCAACCAUCUUGGCCACUCGACGUUCCCCUCAUCCUCCUCUACCCCACUUGGUCCCCUCGCGCGUCGUCGUCUCAUCUGCAUGCUCCGCUCCCUCACCCUUCGCCGAGACCGCAUAGCCAGAAUCACCUCGUUCGCCAUCGACCACUCCUCCUCCUACCCCACUGUCGUCUCCAUCCUCACAUCCUCUUUACUUCGACCCACAACCCCGAUCCCACGCAAGCUCGCCCGACUCUACGCGCUCAGUGAUAUUCUGCACAAUUCCGGAACACCAAUCUCGAAUGCUUGGAGGUACAGAGCAGCAUUAGAGGCUCAGUUGCCGUUGAUCUUUGCACACAUGGGUCAAGUAGUGAAGAGCUUUGCUGGCAGAAUCAGGAGGGAGGAGUUCCGGGCAAAGCUCUUGGAUGUACUGCAAGUUUGGGAGGGGUGGAUCGUUGUUUCUCCGCACGUACUGGAAAGGUUGAGGAAGGUGUUUGAUCAACCGCCUGUUACUUGGAAGCCAGCAGGAUAUGGGAAAGUGGUGGAAGAGGAGGACACCACCUCCGCACAUCCAACGACCGAAGCUCAGGAGGAGGACUUGGACGGCCAAGAGAUGGCCGACCUUGCUGUACCUUGA
Ustilago hordei is the source of this 2313-nucleotide messenger RNA. RefSeq lists its product as uncharacterized. The record is from RefSeq and is a predicted model, not a curated record. Gene Ontology annotation, cellular component: nucleus. Bases 1 to 2313 code for a protein of 770 amino acids. Gene Ontology annotation, molecular function: RNA binding. Gene Ontology annotation, biological process: RNA processing. Lineage: Eukaryota; Fungi; Basidiomycota; Ustilaginomycetes; Ustilaginales; Ustilaginaceae. The transcript has a single exon.